AUGGACAAUAAAGACGUGGUCAAGACUGAGAGCACCAACUAUGGAAUGCAGAACAUUAAUCUUGAUCAAGCUCUCAUACCCACCAGCCCUUAUUACCUACAUCCUAGAGAAAACCCAGGUUUGGCAUUAGUUUCCACUAAUUUGAAUGAUUCUAAUUACUCCUCUUGGAGCAGGAAUAUGCAGCGUGCACUACUGUCCAAAAAUAAGCUGAAGUUUGUCAAUGGGAGCAUCAAGACUCCUCUUCCUAAUGAUCCCACAUACAAGGCAUGGGAAAGAUGCAAUGUUAUGAUCUUGUCAUGGAUUAUGAGUGUUCUUUCUCCUGAUAUUGCUGAGAGUGUCCUAUACAUUGAUUAUGCUAAAGAUUUGUGGGAAGAACUUAAAGAAAGGUUCUCUCAAGGAGACUAUUUUCAUAUCUCUGAUCUUCUCCAGGAAAUUCACUCCAUCAAGCAAGGAGAAAGGACCAUAACCCAAUACUUUACAGAAUUGAAGAAACUAUGGGAGGAGCUGGACUUCUUACGUCCCUUACCAACUUGCACAUGUGGAAAACCCUAUGAGUGUGAUCUUACUAAAGUCUUCUUGAAACAGAGAGAUGUUGAACAUUCUAUUUGCUUUUUAAAGGGCCUAAAUGAUUGUUACAACAAUAAACUACUGAGGCUUUUGGAAGACAAGGGUGAAUCCAAUCAUGCUGUCAGCCACAUUCAAAGGUCUAGCAAUAAUAUCUCUACUCACAAAGAUCAACAAGGUAAACUCUGGAUCUUAGAUACAGGAGCUACUGAUCAUGUAACACAUGAUUUGAAUCAGUUUUCAACAUUUUAUAAAAUCAAGCCUGUAACUGUAAGACUUCCUAAUAAUUCUACUGUCAUUGCUGAAUAUGCUGGAACAAAAUACUCCACUAAUGAUUUCAUAAUCUACAAUGUUCUUUAUAUUCCAGAUUUUUCUUUCAAUUUGAUUUCUGUGCAGUCCCUUAUCAAAGACCUAAACUGCAGACUAAUUUUUUCUAAUGAGAAUUGUCAGAUCUAG
This is a messenger RNA of Vigna unguiculata (cowpea), 1020 nucleotides long. The record is from RefSeq and is a predicted model, not a curated record. Lineage: Eukaryota; Viridiplantae; Streptophyta; Magnoliopsida; Fabales; Fabaceae.